AGUACAUUUUUCUAGGUGGUUUGCAACCCGGCAGUGAAUAACAACAAGAGAGCGCUCGGGACGGGGUACACAUCUCUGCAUCUGUUGUCGGAAAAAGUAUUAUUUCAGAAAUAUUAAUACAUAUGAAUUAUAUCGGGGCACCAUGAUCAUCGGAUGCUGUUUCAUCUGUGUAUAUGCAGUGCUGAUAAACAAAGUGUCUCUGCAGGAAACAGUAGAGGCUGUUAUUAGCAGUUCUGUUGUCCUGUCAUGUUCAUCCACUGAACAUGAUCAUAAACUUCAAGACAUUAAUGUGAGCUGGAGACACAACGGCAGCAAGAAUGUGUAUGAUAUAGUCAAGGGUCAAGAUUCAGUAGUGUUACAGGACCAACGGUACAAGAAGAGAACUAAAACUUUCCCUGAUGAGUAUCUGAGAGGAAACUUCUCCAUCAAACUCCACAAUCUCACUCAUGAUGAUGCAGGAAAAUACAUCUGCUUAAUCACACACUCAUCUGAACAGAGGACUGUACAUCUGCACAUUAAUGAAUCAACAGCAGAAGGAAACAAAUCACAUGACCAAGGAGAAGAAACAGAAGCAGACAAUGUGGGGACAUCAUUGCCCUUGGGUACCAUUGUAGCAGCUGUAGUUUCAUUAGUAGUAGUAGGAGUAGUAGUCGCAGUGAUUGUAUACUGUUUAUUUCAGAGAAAAAGAACUCAAGCUUUUUCUUGUGUCAAGACUGAAUGAGAAAGAACAGUUACAAACACGUCAGGUCUAAAUAUUUCGAUUUUCACAUUCUGACUUUUGUGUCUCUAUUAGUUGUAUUUUUACAGCUUGUGCAGUGGUUCUGGUGCUUAUGACUGUGUUUUUAUAUUCUUGCUGUAUGCACUGAUUGUUCUUGCUAAAUGAGAUUAGAUUAGAUUAUGAAAUGCUGAAACAGGAGCAUUUCUUGAAGUUAAAGGUCCAAUGAGUUGUCAAUAGACCAUUUGGGAGCAGAUGUUACAGUUAAUCACUUCAGCUGUGUAUGCAUUGUGGUGGCAGAAAAAUAGUGUAACAAGUGGAGGAAAAUGAGCAAAAUCCAUGGAAUAAGAGGAAAAAAUGUCCUUUGCCUUUGGAUGUCAGAAAUGGAAUGCAAAAAAAGAUGGUCUUGAUAGAAUAAUGUCGUCAAAGACGCCCUUUGAAGCUAAACAUAGACUUUUAUGGUUGCAAGCCAUUAAACAGACAGAUUGGACUGAUGAUACCUGUGAUGAUUAGUGUACUAUUAAAGCAUGAAUUUGAUGUAAACAAUAUAUCUACAUAAUAUUCACAUGGGGGCAUGAUGUAUUAGCCUGACAGUUACAGCUUGAAAUAUUUAUACUUAUAACAUGUUACAUGGAUAAUAUUUAAACCUAUAACAUUCUUUUCAGAAUUCUGACUUCUUUCUCCCAGUUCAUACUUUAUAACUUACAAUUGUGAGUUUGUAUCAAUUUUCAGAAUUGAUAAAAAUGCAGAAUAUGCAGUUCAUAUAUCGCAAUUCUAUUUUUUCUUCUCAUAAUUGUGAGAAAUAAACUUAACAUUAUCUUUUUUUUUUCUUUUAUUCCCUGGCUUCCAUUGACUGCUACUGCAGAACUUUAUUUUCUGCCACCAGGUUGGCUCCGCCCACAAAAACAUCAUCGCUGUUUGCAAACACCCAAAUGGUCUCUAUGUUACUGCCUUAACUAUUCUGUACCACAAGUGCUCUUUCUUCAUGUUGUGUUUGACAAUAUUAAAUGUUUUUUGUAUUCUUUAUUAAUUAUUUUGUGUUAAAUUAAAAUGCAAAUCAUUUA
This is a messenger RNA of Megalobrama amblycephala (Wuchang bream), 1779 nucleotides long. Its product is annotated as ICOS ligand-like. Lineage: Eukaryota; Metazoa; Chordata; Actinopteri; Cypriniformes; Xenocyprididae. The transcript is spliced from 4 exons. The record is from RefSeq and is a predicted model, not a curated record. The coding region runs from base 143 to 721 and encodes 192 amino acids. Gene Ontology annotation, cellular component: external side of plasma membrane. Gene Ontology annotation, biological process: positive regulation of T cell proliferation; cell surface receptor signaling pathway; T cell costimulation.